AAACCUGGAUUUCCGGUUAUAAAAUUUGCACUGACAGAUUUAGAGGCGAUGAAGGAUUAAGCUAGAUUGAACAACAAGAAGAUAUAUCUAUACAGCAGUAGCUGUUGUGCUAGUGGUACAUCCAGAUAACUUGGUGUGGGAGAUUUAACCUAUCAGUAUGGCUAUGAUGGACGAUGCAGGGUUCCUGAUAACGCACAUCAGGAACUGCUUUAUCACCAGUGAUGACACUGGAAUGUGUGAAAUUGUCUUAGAAACAGACGAAAAUGACAAUUUUGAAAGGAAACAACCCAGCAAAUCUGACCCUUCAAGUGCUGAUGAUAGUGGGAUGGAAUCGUCAGACAUGGAGCUGUCCUCAGGGUCCUAUGACAUCAUGCCUGACAUGGGGUACCCAGGUCACAGAUUGAGAUCCAACACAGCCCAGAGAUUGGAACGCAUGAAGAAAGAAAAACGAAGUCAGCGUAAAGUUAAAAACAUUCCGUGGAGAGAUGCAGCUGUCAACUAUAAUGUGGAAGAUCGGGGUCAUCUGUUUGAGAAGAAGUCAUUGUCUGAGAAUGCUGAAUCUCCAAUCUCUAUACCAAAACAGUCCAAACUUACGGAGCAGCUGGAGAUGUCAUCCAGUGACACAGACAAUCCCUUUCUUGAUUACCUCAAGUUUGAUGGACGAGCAAGUGCAGGUGUCCACUCCAGGAAGAUAGAUAUAUUCCUUACUAUGGCUGGCCCCGCUGACCGCCCCUACCCGAUGCCUGUUGUAUGUGUGGUUACUGCCAAGAUACAGGAGCUGAUUGGUCUCAUCUGUUGGCAGUACACGAACGAAGGCAGGGAUCCAAAGCUCAAUGAGAACAUAGAGAUGUAUUCCCUCCACAUAGCGGAGGAUGACGGUGAGGUGGACAUGGACUUCCCUAGCCUUGACCCACGUGAGCCGGUUUCAAAAUUUGGGUUUGCUAAGCUAGCAUUGGUGGAAAAAAAUAUACCUACACAAACUUUGUCGAAGGCAUCUCUUGUGGUGACAGUAUAUGUGCCACAUCGAGGUUUCAAUAAGUUCCAGAUGGAAGGUAUGGAUAUUCCCAUGAAAGAUAUCCUCCAGAGAGUCCUGAAGAGGAGGAAGGUGAAGAUCAGGCCAGGCCAGAGCUACAAUCUUGAGAAACAGACAGAACCAGGAGUGGCCGUGGAUUUAGAUGCUACACUAGCAAACAUGGAUACCAUGGAAUUUUGCCUGGUCAGACAACACAGUACUCGAGGUGAGGAGGUCCAGGAGGAGGAGGGCGAUAUGUCUGGUAUGGCUGAAUCGCUCACCAGUCACCAGUACAAGAGUUACAUUGUUAGUCUGGUGCAUAAACUUAGGGCCAAUACAGAGGUUCAGCUCGGGGUGAGCGGAGAAAAAGUGGAAAUUGAUCCUGUGGCCAGUAAAGGUACACUGCGUAUAUUCCGACAGAAGGCCGUCACCUAUGACGCCGACAGUAUAGCUUCCUGUGACAUCAUAGAGGAAAAAGUCACAGGGAAGUGUAUAUUCAGACUUACACAUCUGAGUAACCAUGACUACAAGCACCAUGACUUUGAGGCUGAAUCAGAGGUUGCCAUGGAGAUAGUGUCUAAGCUUAAAAACAUUUUAGAACUGAGAAUUAGCCCAGCUAGGAAGGAAUAUAUGGCAGCACAGACACGCAAACUCCUCAAGAAAAGAGAUUCUCUAAAAUUCACAUCUUUAUCAUAGCAGGAUAGUGUUAGUAUGAUGUGUGAAACUUAAUUGUAAGAAGGUUGAAAAAAAAAGAGAAAAAGGUACAUGAAACUAGUGGCCACUUUAUAAUAACUUGAUGUAUAUCUAAAUAUUGUCAGUAAAAUUUCAUAUUUGUAUGUGCCAUAUACAUUAGAAAACUUGGAAACUGCAUUUUGAGCUGUGAAAAUUACCAAUAACUGGUUCAUGUAUACGUGUAUAUGAUUGGGCAGUGCCGGCCUGUUUCAAAAUAAAGAUCUCUCUCUUGUGAAUUCUUAACUACAAGUGCACUGAAUUGCACAGCUGGUGUCUGGAUUUUUUUUAGAUAUUUCUAAAUUCAAAUUUCAUGUUGCUGGACAAGUAAUAUUUGUUUUAAUUAGCUUUAAAUAUUAAAUUAAUACUGUCAUAUAUUUUUUGUACCCUGUUUCAUACAAAUGUAAUAAUAUUCAUGUAUAUGUUAGGGACUACAUUUGUACAUACAACUCUGUUGUCCAGGACUCAUCAGGGACAUGAUACAGCUGUUUUAUUCUGCUAGGACUCGUCAGUGAUGUUAGGGACCUCAUACAGCUGUCUCAUCCUUCUAGGACUCGUCAGUGAUGUUA
Messenger RNA from Pecten maximus, 2310 nucleotides. Its product is annotated as target of rapamycin complex 2 subunit MAPKAP1-like. Gene Ontology annotation, molecular function: phosphatidylinositol-4,5-bisphosphate binding. Gene Ontology annotation, cellular component: TORC2 complex; cytoplasm; plasma membrane. Gene Ontology annotation, biological process: TORC2 signaling. The record is from RefSeq and is a predicted model, not a curated record. NCBI's taxonomy places the organism in Eukaryota, Metazoa, Mollusca, Bivalvia, Pectinida, Pectinidae.